AUGAAAAACGGGAUAAUAAAUACUCAAAGCAAAAAUGACAGUAAGCAGACACCAUUAAAGCAGGACACAAUAGCACGUUUAAAACUUCCGGACAAGGGGGCAUAUUUUAAUAAUUUCAUCAUACCCAAAUUCGACAACCUAAAUGACAUUAGUUUAUAUUUGAGAGAAUCCAAUAAUGUAGCGGACAGCGUACAGGACGUGGUGAUGGACGAUGUGUUUAUGGAUGAUCUUAUCGGAGCCUCCGAUGGGGAGACGCUUAGGAAUGGUAAUUUGAGAAGUUCCUAUGGGAGGAGUAGCAGUGUCAAGAGCAGUAGGAAUGGGGACACAACCCUCUUGAGGAGUGCCAGAAAUAAGCGCAACAGUUUGGUCAUCGACAGCCUUGUUAGCAGUAACCACGUUAGUAGGAACCACGUUAGUGGAAACCACGUUAGCAGUAAUCACUUCAGCAGUAGUCUCAUCCGGCGCUACCGCUCCAGUAAUAAUCGCUCCCCGAGUAACCAAUCUAUCAGUAACCUCUACCCAGGUGAUCGCCUUGUUGGUGACCUCCCCCUUGAGAUGCUCACAAGUAAUAAGCAAAAUGGCAAACUGAGAAGCAUCUAUAAAAGGAGGAAAUCCGAAGGAAAAGAUGGAACUCCGCGCAAGCAAAACGGCGAGGCGAAGAAAAAUUUGAACACCAGACACCAUGAAGGGAGAAGAAAGGGAGAGCGGAAGAGAAGAAGCAAAAGUGAUAUGAACCAAGGGGAUAGGAAAAGAAAAAAGGAGUUGAGUCAAAAGAGGGAAUUUAGAAACACCAAAAAAGGGUUAACUAUAAGGAAUAAUCUGAUCAAUAAGAAUGCCUCAAAAGGUAGGAAUAAAUUGCAAAAGGAUUAUUCAGCUAGGAAGAAAAGGUACAUUAGGACGAGAAAAUUAUCAUACGCGAGCAGCAGCAACGAUGGGGAAUUUAGCGCUAACAAGUACAUGCUUGACAAAAUAUAUCAAUCCCUGAAAAGGAAGGUCAAUACCAUGGAACAACUGAACAACAGUUUUUAUAUUGAAUAUGAUGAGAGUGCUGAUUUAGACACUGGGAGGGAGUCGGGCACGGAUUUAGAGGUAGCCGGCGGUGGUGCACUGGAUGACUUCCCUCCUGCCUUCUCUGCUAACGUUAACUUCUCUUCUUCGGGCGAUGUUGCGCAAGGGACAGUUCUAGGCACCCCCGAGGGAAGCUCCAGUUCCUACGCAAACAAUGCACUGGAAGAAUACUACCCGCCCGAACCACCCAAAAAUCGGCUUCUCAGAAAAAACAAUUACCACACACAUUGCAACACAAACAAGGCACACAAAACGAGGAAUGUAAACCAUUUGUACAAAUAUACAGACAGUAAUUAUAAGGACCAUCAACUGGGUCAUAUAAAAAAUGGAAAAAUCUUCUCUUCCCCCAAGAGUGGCAGUGACAAUGUAGAAUAUGACUGCAUAGGUUUUGUUUGUGAUGAAGAGUACAUGUGUAAAAAUCUCCACUUUGAUGUAAAUCACCUUGAAAGUCCUGACAGAAUAAAAUGCAUUAUUAAAGCCUUGAAAAAAAAGAACGUAAUAAAUAAAAUGCUUCAAAUAAAAUGCAGGGAAGCUUUAUAUGAAGAAAUUAAAGAAUGCCACACGAGUACUCAUAUCAAUAAUAUCUUUUACUCUCUAAAGAGGAAGUUAAAAUACAAGAAGAAGGACGUUAUAUAUCCCUUUGACAAGCACGACACAUACUAUACUUCCUACACGGGGACAGUUUCGAAGAGGGCCGUUGGGGGACUGCUAAAUCUUUGUGAUGCCAUUUUGUCGAAUAAGAAUGAAAAGUUUAAGUACAUCGAUUUUAAGAAAUCUUUUCAGUACAAUUAUAACUUUUUCAAGAACAUUCGACCCAACGGCGUCAGAAGCUUUCUGGGGAACAGAAUUAAGCACGACACUCAUUUGAAACGCUCCAAAUCGGAGAAUAACCUAUACGUGAUGAAUCGGUUUGAGGGGAGCGGAAUCGGCCGUAGCAACAAUAGCGGAGGUAGAAGCGGGGUAGGUUGUGUUCGCGGCCUCAGCGAUAGCACCAAAAAUAAGCAACCCUCCAAUGCCGCUGCUAAAAGGGGUACUCAUAAAGCUCUUAGUACGUCCAACUACUGCUACAGCGUCAAUCGGGUCCCCAGUGAUUCCCUCGCUAGGGAGAAACCUCCAAAUGGGGAACCCACCAGGGAGAACCAUCCGAAUGAAGAUCCCACUAGGGAAGAUCAUCCAAGUGAGGUUCCUUCCACCCUCGCAGAACAUAACAAAGAAGAGAGUACCCCCUGCUUAAGUGAGACGAGCUCCCCCCAGGAAGGUGUCAACUUGACUGAUAAAGCCACCCCACCGGAACAACCAGAGGAAGAUACUCAAUCAGCAAACGUAAUUGAAGAAAGGCCCCCCACGAAUAACCCCUCGAAUAGGGAAGAAGUGCCCAUUUUUAAGAAACUGUUUAGGAGCUACUCAACUUCCAUGUGUAGCGUUAAGGAGUGCACUACCAGUAGCAACUCCUUCACUGACAUUAACUGCGGAUUUGCUGCCAUAAGACCGCCGGGUCACCACUGUAGUAGAAAUAGCCCCUCCGGUUUCUGCAUAUUCAACAACAUCAGUGUAGCGUCCAAAUAUAUUUUUAAAAAAUAUGGAAUAAGGAAAAUAUUCAUUUUCGACUGGGAUGUGCACCAUGAUAAUGGAACGCAAGAAAUAUUCUACAGCGACGAGGACGUCUUGUGCUUUUCCAUUCACAGGUUUGAUAAAAAGAAGGAUGAUAGGAAGAACAAGAAAAGGAAGAAGAGGAAGAAAGGUGAGGGAGCUGUCAACAAAGGCGCUAACUCCUCUGCUGGUGGGGGGACGGCUUACGGCAAAAAGGGGAAGAAGAAAGAUAGUUCUGAUGAUAACGGGAAGAGUAGCAAAGAGGGGAAGGAAGAAAUCAACAAAGGUUCGAGUAAAAAGUUUAAGGCGGACACUAAAGGCGCCUCCAUAUUGGGUCCCAUCUUAGGCACCACAGAGGGUGCCAUAUCAACCAAACUCGACACCAGAAAGACUGCUACUAUUUGCAGCGACUCUUCCAACGGAACUCCAAGUAGUGUCCCACACAAUGAUGACACAAAAAUGAAGAAGAAAAAGAAGGAAAAAAAAAAAAGAACCAAAGAAAGAAAGAAUCUCAAGACGUAUGAAGAAAAUCUAUUUUAUCCACGCACAGGAGCGAAAAACGAAUUGGGAAGUAAAAGUGGUUACAAAUUCAACAUCAAUGUGCCCCUCGAAAAAGGCUACAACAAUUGCGAUGUUUACUACGUAUUUAAAUAUCUACUUCUUCCUAUAUUGGAAAAUUUUCAACCUGAAUUUAUUUUCAUAUCAUGUGGGUUCGAUGCUUCUAUUAACGACCCCCUGGGGGAGUGUAACCUCACACACAAUUUUUACCAGUGGAUGACAUUGCAGUUAAAAAAUUUCGCCAACAUUUUCUGCAAAGGAAGAAUUAUCCUAGUGUUAGAAGGUGGAUACAAUUUGAAUUACCUUCCCAAGUGCACCCUAGCCUGUAUCAAGGCGUUAAUUAAAAAGAACAGAAAUACAGAGGAGUACUACCCCCAUAUGCAAAACGGCCAAUGGACUGGGAAGCCAUCCAAUGAUGCGGGAAUGAUAACAAAGGGAGUGGGGUUAUCGAGGGGUACCCCUCCUAAUGGAGUUCCUGCAAUCAAGGAAGCCCUCCCGAAGGAUAUUCACAUUAGUGAACCAAAGGGGGCACCAAGCAAAGACGAGUUAACAUCCUCGAACGAUUCGGCAUUUAUCAAGAUGCAAAAUUGGAGACAAGUAAAGCAUGGAAAUCUCAUUAGUAACAACUACAAAAAUGACGAUCACGUUAAUUUCUACAAGUUCAAAUGCUACUCAGAUUAUUACAAGACAUCAAACAGAAAUUUCAGACACUUUCCAGGGAAGACAUGCACUAGUAACAUGACGUCCAAGAAGAAGGAGCUCAUCACAAGGGGAAAAUUGCACUACUCCACGUACAAAGUAAUAAAAUACUUUCUGUGCAUCCUCAAGGGGGAUCCAUUCCACCUUAAUAUUAAACUUCCACCGUAUAAUUCUUUUUUAAAAAAGAAAGGAUUGGAAGAUAAACAAUUAAGUAUUGAAAGGAAAAUUACUAUAUUCAAAAAGGUGGACAGCCGAGCAGAUUAUCUUCGCUUUGACGGAACUAAUUACUCCCAUUAUGGAGAAGGGCAUUAUCAGAAUAAUCUCCACAGGGGGGGAUGUGGCACCCCUGACGACGCUCCAUAUGGUGAAGAAGACGGUGGAAUUAUGAAUUCCUACGUGAAGAAAAAAAUAGAGCAGUGGAAAAGAUACAACCAAACUUACAAGAGGCAGUACACUAUGUCGUCCACCACCAUUUCGAACUUAUCCCACAGCGAUCUUUACAUUUCGAACGACGAACUUGAUUAUAAUGUCUCCAGCUCCGAGAGUAGCAGGAGCAUCAAAAGAAAAGUUGUCCUACUGAAUAAGCUAAAAUUGAAAAUCAGUAAACAUGGAAAUAUGAGUAGUGCACCCGCCUUGUCUGGACCCUUGCCUAAGAUGGAAAAAAGGAACAACCGUCAAAGGAAGGGGCAGACGCAGACGCAAAAGCACACGAAAAUGUUCUCCAUUCUUAGUGGCGACAACCAAGAAAUUGGGGGAAUAAAAAUAUGGGACCUCACCAAAAUCCCCGAGGAGGAUGACAUAAUACACGUCAGUGAUCACAAUAGCAGUGAGAGGCCUGGCCGGGCAGGUGUAACCGGUGGAAACGGAGAGAGGGUAGCUGCCAAUUUAAAUCUUGCCCAGUGUCCUCCCCACCAGAGUGACCAUCACGACAGCCACCUUGGCUUCGAUCUAACAAAUUUGAAGUACUGCCAAGACCAGCUGCAGAACUCCUUCACCAUGUAUACCCAGCGAAAGAAAGGAUUCAUAUUCUUUUACGGAAGUGGACACAGAAACCAAUGGGUGUUACCUCCAAAUAAAAAAAUUACGCGCAUAAUUAAGCUCUGUUCCGACUUAGAAGCCUACUUCUAUGCGUGGUUGUAUCUAUGCUGCGGGAGAGAAAUAUGUAUUUCGGGUACCAUGGUGGAUUAUGCCUCCAUUCUCGAAGAUGAAGUGACCGUGAAGGGCAUCUCUCUAAGUGUUGACUUAUCCCAAGAGCAGAAAAAGCAAGCCAAGGAGUUAUUGAAGUUUACCGUCCCAUGUUACCAUUCCUUUUUAAAGAAAACGCAGUUGCGCCAGCUGGGUUACCAGGAAGGGGCUCCCCAAGAUGUUGAAAUAGUGCACGUGGUGGAGGAACGUCUCGGAAGCAGAGGCACGAUCGAUGCAACAGAAGAUAACAACAAUUGGAAGGAACAAACCAUAGAUGCUCCAUUACACGAGAAGGACGAAAACAAAAGCAACAAUGAUGAUAACUCAGAGAACUCGAAAAAUAGCGUCGUGACGAUAAAUUCUGAGGAAAAUUAUACAUGCCAAAAUGUCGAUCUUAAGAGCGAAAGUAACUCUUUGCUUGAGCAGAACGACAACGAAAACAAUGUGAUAGAGCAGAAAACAAUUGACAGUGUUAGCGACAACCCAAACGUUACAAAAAAGAGUGAACCUCUUUUAAAAAGUGAAAAAAAUAAAACUGCCAUUUGUUUAGCCAAUGUGUUAAGUAAAAUGAGACACCCGUGUGUGAUGGAUGUAAAAAUGGGGGUCAGACUAUAUGGCGAUGACUGCGAUGAGGAUUCUAUAAAGAAGAAAAUUCAAAAGGCCAAGAGCCGAUCCUGCCUAUCCCACGGAUUCCAUUUAACAAGCGUAAUAGGUUGGGACAAAAAAAAAGAAGAACCCUUUUUCAUAUCAAAGGAGGAUGCUCAUUCUAUAAGAAACGAUGAUGAUUUUGUGGAUGCAUUCAUGUCGUACUUCCUAGCAUGUGACAAUGUAUACCUUUCCAAGAUGUUGUUAAAGAAACUGCUUCUCGUCCUAGAACACAUGGAGGCUUUCUUUGAAUCCCAGGAGCUAUUUGCCUUCUACGGGACCAGCUUGUUAUUUGUUUUUGAUUCGGAUCCCUCCAAGAAUAAGAGCGACGGUGAAGAGAGUGCCGAGGCGGAAGGAAACCCAACUACGGAGCUGACCGAACUAACUAAUGUGAAGAACUCCAACUUCGAAGUUGAUCCAGAAGGAGAAAGAAGCAACAAAACGGAAAAGGAAGACAAGGAAGAUAUUUUCGACUUUAUGGAACAAAUGCAGAGCAUUUUUGAAGACUCUCUAACGUCAGAAGAAAGAGACAUAUACAUGCAGACAAAAUUAAACUCCAAAAUUUUAAAAAGCGCAAACAUAUACAUAAUCGAUUUUGCCCAUGCUAGUUUGAAUAGUAAUCAAAAAGAUGAAGGGUUCCUGCUCGGAAUAACAUCUCUUCAUCGUAUCAUGAAAAAAACGAUUGAAAAGAUCCAGAACCUUUAUCUUCCUUAG
This is a messenger RNA of Plasmodium inui San Antonio 1, 6459 nucleotides long. RefSeq lists its product as hypothetical. Bases 1 to 6459 code for a protein of 2152 amino acids. The record is from RefSeq and is a predicted model, not a curated record. The transcript has a single exon. NCBI's taxonomy places the organism in Eukaryota, Apicomplexa, Aconoidasida, Haemosporida, Plasmodiidae. Gene Ontology annotation, molecular function: kinase activity. Gene Ontology annotation, biological process: inositol phosphate biosynthetic process.